CCGCAGCCGCGUGCACCCGCUGUGGCCGCCAGAAGUCGCAGGGUGUGGAGGUUUCUCUUUUGGCAAGUUCCCGUCCAGUUGGACUCGUAUCGGUAGUUAUCGCGAGAGAGAAGGCGCAAAGCCUGCCGGGAGGGAUGCGCGGCGGUCGGUAGGUUUGCCCAAGAUGGCAGCCCUGGAGGAGGAAUUCACGUUGUCUGCGGUACCCUUGGGUGCCGGGCCUGACGGCCUCCUGGGCGUGGAGCAGAGCGACAAAACAGACCAGUUUUUAGUAACGGACAGCGGCCGAACCGUCAUCCUCUAUAAGGUUUCUGAUCAGAAACCCUUGGGGAGCUGGUCAGUGAAACAAGGUCAAAUUAUAACAUGUCCAGCUGUGUGCAACUUUCAAACCGGAGAGUAUAUCGUUGUACAUGAUCAUAAGGUUUUGAGAUUGUGGAAUAAUGAAGAUGUAAACCUGGAUAAAGUAUUUAAAGCUACAUUGUCAGCUGAGGUAUAUAGGAUACAUUCAAUACAAGGGACAGAACCCUUGGUGUUAUUCAAGGAAGGUGCCGUUUGUGGUUUAGAGGCCUUACUUGCAGAGCCCCAGCAGAAAAUUGAAACUGUUAUCUCCGAUGAAGAAGUGAUCAAGUGGACAAAGUUUUUCAUGGUAUUUAGACAUCCUGUUUUAAUCUUCAUUACUGAAAAACAUGGAAAUUACUUUGCUUAUGUACAAAUGUUUAACUCACGUAUCUUAAGCAAAUACACACUGUUACUUGGACAAGAAGAAAAAUCGGUUAUACAGAGUUUUACUGCGUCUGUCGAUCGGAAAUUCAUCUCUUUGAUGUCAUUGAGCUCUGAUGGAUGUAUAUAUGAAACCUUGAUACCAAUACAUCCGAGUGACCCAGGAAAAAGUCAGAAGGUAGUUAGAUCACUAGUGCUCAAGACUGUCGUGUCUGGAAACGCUCGAAAUGGUGUUGCGCUCACCAUCCUGGAUCAAGAUCACAUAGCAGUCCUGGGACCACCGCUACCAGCUUCUAAGGAAUGCCUCUCCAUAUGGAACACAAAAUUUCAAACACUACAGAUAUCAAAAGAAUUACCACAAGGGACCAGUGGUCAACUCUGGUAUUAUGGGGAAAAUUUGUUUAUGCUACAUGGAAAAUUUCUAACUGUGAUUCCAUACAAGUGUGAAGUAUCAUCAUUAGCAGGUGCUCUUGGAAAACUCAAGCAUAGUCAAGAUCCAGGCACUCAUUCUAUGUCUCAUUUUGUAAACUGGGAAACCUCUCAGGGACAUGGAUUUGAAUCCCAGAACUCAGAGCCAUCAAAGAGAAUUUUAAGGAGAAGAAAAAGUGAAACAAGUGUAGAGCCAGAGGUUCCAGCAUCCAAACAACUUUUAUCAACCAUAAAGAAAGAUUCAGAAAAACACAUUGAAGUAGAACUACGUAAAUUUUUGGCUAUUAAGCGGACACCUGACUUUCAUACUGUUAUUGGAGACAUAGUAAUGGGACUUCUGGGAAGAUGGAAAACAGAACCAUCAUUUUAUCCCCGGAACUCUCUGAUGCAGCUUAUCCAAACGCAUGUGCUUUCUUACAGCUUGUGCCCUGGCUUAAUGGAGGUUGCCUUAGAAAAGACAGAUGUACAGAUGUUACAGCUCUGUCUGCAGCAGUUCCCUGACAUUCCUGAAGCAGUCACCUGUGCUUGCUUAAAAAUUUUCUUGAGCAUUGGUGACGACAUUCUUCAAAAAGCAGAUGUCAAUAUGGAGUCAGUUUCUGCCUACAGUGAUGCUGUACAAGAUGAACACAUGGAAGAGCAAAGUGAAAUUCUUCAAAAUGGCUUCAAUCCUGAAGAAGACAACUGUGAUACCUGUGAUAAAGAGUUAAGUGAAAAGUCUCAGGACACACUAGAGACCACUUUGUGCCCCGUAAUACCAAAAAAGGCAGCUCUACUAAAUGCAAUUCUUCGUUCCGCAUAUAGUGAAACAUUUCUUCUGCCUCACUUGAAAGACAUCCCAGCACAACAUAUCACUCUGUUUCUCCAGUAUUUGUAUUUCCUGUAUUUGAAGUGUAGCGAAAAUGCUACUAUGACUCUUCCUGGAAUACACCCUCCAACCCUGAACCAGAUUAUGGAUUGGAUAUGCCUACUUCUAGAUGCUAAUUUCACUGUUGUGGUAAUGAUACCAGAAGCAAAACGGCUACUGUUAAGUCUUUACAAGUUUGUGAAAUCUCAGAUAUGCAUUUGUUCGGAGCUCAACAAGAUCGAAGUAAGUUUUCGUGAGCUACAGAAAUUAAGUCAAGAAAAGAAUAAUAGAGAAUUGUAUUCAAUUGAAGUGCUGGAACUCUUCUGAUAUUACCAAUUCUCCUUCAUAGACAUUUUAUGAAGCUCUUUUUAUGUGAAUUCUUCUUACUCAUCCAGGCAAGAGAUGUGUUUUGUUUGUGACUGUCUCUCAGUGACAAGAGGAAUGUGUCAGAGUACCUGGACCAUCACUUACUGAUGCUCCUAGGUCAGACUGCAGGUUUCGUGUGAACCUGUUCUAUGGACGCUGGUGGGGGAGGUUCUGAAACUUUUUAAAAAUAUGUAACAGCUAAUUUUAAGUAAACUUAUUUGUGAUACUGAUAAAAGUCUAAUUUCUUACUAUGUGUUUUGAAUGUUUCUUUUAAUAAAAAAAAAAACACCAUU
Messenger RNA from Rhinolophus ferrumequinum (greater horseshoe bat), 2649 nucleotides. RefSeq names its product nucleolar protein 11 (gene NOL11). Gene Ontology annotation, biological process: maturation of SSU-rRNA. Gene Ontology annotation, molecular function: protein binding; RNA binding. The transcript has 18 exons. The coding region runs from base 164 to 2317 and encodes 717 amino acids. Gene Ontology annotation, cellular component: nucleolus; nucleus. The record is from RefSeq and is a predicted model, not a curated record. Lineage: Eukaryota; Metazoa; Chordata; Mammalia; Chiroptera; Rhinolophidae.